Molecule: messenger RNA, 779 nt
Organism: Amorphotheca resinae ATCC 22711
Lineage: Eukaryota; Fungi; Ascomycota; Leotiomycetes; Helotiales; Amorphothecaceae
Exons: 2
Coding region: 243-779 (178 amino acids)
Cellular component (GO): mitochondrion
Molecular function (GO): thiosulfate-cyanide sulfurtransferase activity
Source: RefSeq, a predicted model, not a curated record
AAUAAACUCGACAUAGGAGUUUGAUCGACUUUAUACAUUAUCCUCUAAUAAACAUACGACGUGAACAUCGCGCGAGAUUCGGUCGUGCGGAUCAAGAACCCCAUUUGUUUGAUCAGAAUACAAACGCGACGCUGCCCCCCCCUGUCACCUACGAAAUCUGGGGAAGUUCUAAACCAGGGCCGCCGCAUUCAUAAUCAACGACAUUGAAGAACCCAUUAUUCAAGUACAAAGCUUCAAACAAAAUGGCAACGCCACGUCUUUCAGCCUCCCUUCUCCUACGGGCUUCUCGAUCAUCUAUUCCCUGCGCCGCUCGACAAUUCAGAGCUCUACCUUCUCGUGCCGCACGAGUCGUCUUGCCUGCUGUCAAGCAGCAGCCCUCUUAUUCUCGGUUCUACUCGCAGGAAUCGCCGGCUGCUAGCAAGAUCUACGCUUUUGACGAUGUGAAAGCCUUAGUAGAGAAGCCCGACCCGAACCGGAUCCUGAUCGAUACCCGCGAGCCCGCCGAGCUGCAAGCCACGGGCACGAUCCCUGGCGCGCUGAAUAUCCCCAUCACGUCGCAGCCGGAUUCGUUCUUCAUCACGGCCGAGGAGUUCGAGGAUCGCUUUGGUUUCGAUAGGCCCGGGAAGGAUCAGGAGGUGGUGUUUUAUUGUAAGGCGGGCGUGAGGAGUAGAGCGGCCGCCGAGUUGGCGAAGCAGGCGGGCUGGGGGAAGGUCGGAGAGUAUCAGGGAAGUUGGUUGGAUUGGGAGAAGAAUGGGGGGGUUAAGGAAAAUGGGAGGUGA